AUGGAAGUAGAACUGAGCCCAGCGGGCUCGAACCACCGAGGCAAAGGGCCUACCAACAUCUACCGGUCAAACAUGACUACAACCCACCUUCUAAAGACUCUGCAGGGGAGUAGGACUACAACCCAGCUUCCAAAGACUCUGCUGGGGAGCCGGACUACAACCCAGCUUCCAAAGACUCUGCUGGGGAGCCGGACUACAACCCAGCUUCCAAAGACUCUGCUGGGGAGCCGGACUACAACCCACCUUCUAAAGACUCUGCUGGGGGAGCCGGACUACAACCCACCUUCUAAAGACUCUGCUGGGGAGCAGGACUACAACCCAGCUUCCAAAGACUCUGCUGGGGAGCCGGACUACAACCCACCUUCUAAAGACUCUGCUGGGGAGCCGGACUACAACCCAGCUUCCAAAGACUCUGCUGGGGAGCCGGACUACAACCCACCUUCUAAAGACUCUGUUGGGGAGCAGGACUACAACCCAGCUUCCAAAGACUCUGCUGGGGAGCCGGACUACAACCCAGCUUCUAAAGACUCUGUUGGGGAGCAGGACUACAACCCAGCUUCCUAA
Molecule: messenger RNA, 564 nt
Organism: Lampris incognitus (smalleye Pacific opah)
Lineage: Eukaryota; Metazoa; Chordata; Actinopteri; Lampriformes; Lampridae
Product: variant surface antigen E-like
Exons: 2
Coding region: 1-564 (187 amino acids)
Source: RefSeq, a predicted model, not a curated record